Molecule: messenger RNA, 833 nt
Organism: Vicia villosa (hairy vetch)
Lineage: Eukaryota; Viridiplantae; Streptophyta; Magnoliopsida; Fabales; Fabaceae
Exons: 2
Coding region: 16-786 (256 amino acids)
Source: RefSeq, a predicted model, not a curated record
AAAAAGACAGAAAUCAUGAAAGCCAAAGCAAAAGAUAAGUGUUGUGUUACAAUAAAGAAUGGGAGAAAAGGAAAGAAGCACGUUGUGAAGUCACAAACUGAACCAAAAAGCACUUCUUCACUGUUAACAUCACAAAUGAAAAUCCUUUGCUCUCUUCCUCCAUCUCUUUCAUAUUUUCACUUUUCUUUGUUCAUGCAAGAUCCAAAGAACGAUUCAAACACAAGAUGCAGGAAGCCAUGGUAUCAAAGAGCAAUGGAUGUGACAAGUUUAUGGAAAAUAAUUUCAAAAUCAACACAAAUUUCAUCUCCUAAUAAUAACUCAUCAAGUUUAUGGAAAACAAUUCCAAAACCUCCACAAGCUCCUACAACAAGUCCUAGCAAUAAGGCCAAGCUAAGAAAAUGUAAAUCUCUAAAGGUAGCAACAUCAUUCACAAGGGUUUGUUUAUGUGCACCAAUUUAUUCAUACAAUGAGAUUUUGAGAAAUGAGGUUCCACCUAGAAGAAGUAAUAGUUAUCCGAGAUCGUCGAAACCGUUGCAAAGUGCAUCAUCACAUGAGAGAAUUCAUAGUGCUAGGGUUAGCACGGAGGGAUCAAGAAGAGUUUUUAGAGGUAAAUCAUUGAAUGAUGAUGUUUUGAUGAGAAGGUUUGUGAUUGAGGAAGAAGCUAUGAUGCAAAUUAGGAGAAGAAAUCAAAUGGAAGUUAUUAGGAAAAGGAGUAUGAUGAGAAGAAAAAAGAUUGGGCCUAGUCCUCUUAGUAGAAUGGUUAUGGCUAAUGAUAUAAUUGAUUAGUAGAAAUGUUGUAAUGUUUAAUCCAAAAUUGGUGAUUUUGUGAUUCA